Molecule: messenger RNA, 4800 nt
Organism: Achroia grisella
Lineage: Eukaryota; Metazoa; Arthropoda; Insecta; Lepidoptera; Pyralidae
Gene: Set2
Product: probable histone-lysine N-methyltransferase CG1716
Biological process (GO): regulation of DNA-templated transcription
Cellular component (GO): nucleus; chromosome
Molecular function (GO): histone H3K36 methyltransferase activity; protein binding
Source: RefSeq, a predicted model, not a curated record
UCAUGUCUUAUUUUUUAGUUAAUUAAGAUUAUUCAAAUAUUAGAAAACGCUUAUGCUGUUUGUGAUCAUGAAAGUAAUGUGAAUAUUUAUGUUGAUUCCUUGUAUAAUGGUUGUUUGCGUACAAUGGCCAAACGUAAGAAACCUGUAGGAAAACCCGCCUCUACGCCUAGACGUACGACUCGACGCACUAAACAAGGAGAUAACGAAGUGCCUUCAACCUCAGCUGCCGCGGAAGGCGACCCUUCGGUCGAGCCUAGUACGUCGGGAACCACAAACAGUCAAGAUUUUACACAACCGGCAACCUCAACUGAAUCUUCUGCUUUAAUAGAUUUGUCUGGUACCACUACUGUGAAGACUUCUCAUACUCCAGUAGUGGCAUUGCACAAAAAAUUCGGAAAAUAUCGUCUAUUUAAUAAUGAAGAAUCAUUUGUUAGGAAAUAUGAAGUUGGUAGUGAUAGUGAAACAAAUAGCAGUGUAGAGAUUAGGGUUGUUGAUCUGUGUGCUAGCUCAGAGUCUGACUCUAAUGCCUUAGACACACAAUCGGACACGAACAGUGGAGCCUGCUGUAGUCCAAUGAAUAGUUCUGUUAAUGCAUCACAAAGUCAUGAUAGUUCUAGAGAUAUUUCACCUGUACCAAUGGUGAAUGACACAUUGAUAAUUCAAAAUCUUCCAAAGGAUAAGGUACAUCAAAUUGAAAAAAUGGAAUCGGAAGCAGCUUCUACAUUGGUACCAGUGCCACCAGAUUUGGGAGAAAAGUCAUUUAUGGAACAAUUAAACAUUGAUACAAGUAUCAGUUCAGAUGUAUGUUCCAAUCAGGUGAAUCCUCUUGCACAGAACAUUCCAUUGGCUGAUGAGCAAAUAGAGCAGGUGGAGUUUGCUGGUGAUGAUGAUGAAGUUAUCACUAUUGUGCAAAUAGUGGAAGAUGAUAAUCCUGAAUUAUAUUAUAACAUUCAAAUAGAUAGUCCAAAAGAUCAGACAACACUUACACAUAAUGAGGAUAAAGAAAUUUAUAAAAAGCAUGAUGUAGACUUUCAAACACAUUUCGAGAAUCUCAAUCUAGAUACUUCCCAUGAGCAGAUAAAUUUGCAAAUGGGUUGUAGAAUACCUCAGUGUGAUACUCCUGAUUUGCAGUUUUUGAAGGAAGGUUUUGGUGAACCAUUAUUGAGACCUGACCCUAGCUUAACUCCUAGUUCUACACUAUCUGAUGACAGCAAUUCCUCUAGAGCCACAGAAGUUAAUCAAAAUAAUUCAAAUGAUUCUGCAGAGUCAUCUCCAACAGGAGUUCGGCGAUCUAGCCGUAUAAAAACAAUUAGCAACAUGAAACAGAAAACUAAGGGUUAUGGAUUAGUAAAAACUCCUUUAAAGAAAGCUUUAAUUAUGCAAACAAAGUUAAAACUAGAGGAGAUGAGUUCUGAUAGUCAAGAAAAGUCUAAUGAUAUCUCAAUUACUGCACCUAACUCUCCAUCAUUUCCUGUACCUUCUGACAUGCCAGUUAAAGUUAAAUCUAGGUGGCGUAGAUCUAGUGAGCUUGAAAUGGGAACAAAUUCUCCAGCCAGUUCACCAUUGGCGAGCCCUAAUUUGCCUCAGCGUUUGCAACCUGUUGCUGAGAGUGCUGAUCUCCAAGAAGAUGAACCUGUUGUCACACCAUUAACUAUGGAAGCAUAUGAUAAAAUAAUUGAAGAGAGGAUGAACCAGUAUGAACAUUUAGAAGAGAAUGAGUAUUUAUGUGAAAGAAUGAUUAGCAGAGAGACUAAAAAGAUGACUUGUGACUGUUUCAUGACCAAAGAAGAAUUAGAUCGCGGGGAAUUAGCUUGUGGUGAAGACUGUUUGAAUAGAUUACUAAUGAUAGAAUGUAAUUCUCGAUGUCCUGUUGGUGAUCGGUGUACAAAUAGAAGAUUUCAGAAAAUGCAAAAUGCACCUUUAAAAGUGUUUUAUGCUGACAAGAAAGGUUGUGGAGUAGAGGCUGGUGUGGACAUACCACCGGGCGAGUUCUUAAUGGAGUAUGUAGGUGAAGUUUUAGACUAUGAACUUUUCUACAAACGCGCUCAAGCCUACUCUGAUGUGAACAACCUUCAUCACUACUUUAUGUCGUUAAAAGGCGACACGGUCAUCGACGCCACAGUCAAAGGCAAUAUAUCGCGGUUCAUAAACCACUCAUGCGAACCUAAUGCGGAAACACAGAAGUGGACCGUGAACGGGGAGUUGAGGAUAGGCUUCUUCAGCAAGAGAGAUAUAGUAGCAGGUGAAGAAAUCACAUUUGAUUACCAGUUUCAGAGGUUUGGAAAGGUGGCCCAGCGUUGUUAUUGCGGCGCUAACAACUGCCGCGGCUGGAUUGGAGCUGAGCCUGAUUCAGAUGAUGAAGACUAUGAAGAGGAGGAGGAAGAUGUAUCGACCUCCAAGUCUGGUACAGCCCAGUUAACUGAAGAGUCUCAAGUUGCCGACGCACACGCUGAACUGCCUCACCCGCAGCAACGGAAGAGUAAGAGAGAACGCAAGUACAAACCCAAAGUGAAGGAUUUGGUUCAGGAUGCUGAUAUCGAAGAGGACCUCGAGGCUCUGAGUCGCACGGGUGUGAAGAAUCAGAGCCACACACUGCGCUUGUCGCGAACGGUGGUGAGGGCGAAGACUCGGCGCGCGCAGGCUCGCCUGCUGCGACUGCUGCGUGACGCCGACCUGCCGUGCCGCCGGCUGUUCCUCGACUACCGCGGCCUGCGACUGCUGGCGCCCUGGUGUACCGACGCCACACUCAACUUCAGAUUGGAGAUGCUGCAGACAGUGGAUAGAUUGCCAAUUACAAAUAAGACAAUGGUACAAGAAAGUCGCUUCUUUACGAUCGUCGAACGCUGGUUGAACACGACAGAUGUGCCACAGGACCAAGUGUUUAUUGAUGAAGCUACUGGUUUACCAGUAGAACUGCCAAAUAGGGAUGGAGAGGAAGACACUGCAGCGGUUGCCGACAGAAGUAGAGAACAUGCAACCAUGUUAGAAAAAAUGAAGGACUUAUCCAGUCAGUUGUUAGAAAGAUGGUCCAGUUUGAAAGAAGUUUUCAAAAUACCAAAGAAAGAACGAAUUCAGCAAAUGAAAGAACACGAGCGGCAAGCGAACAUCGAACGUCGGGCGGCUGAUUCUAGUGGAGCGCGAGAUCGAGAUCGCGACCGUGAGCGCAGAGACGACCGGGACCGGCGCGAAGAACGAGACAGAGACAAGGAGAGGGACAGAGAACGAGACCGCGACAGGGAGCGGGAGCGGACAGACAGGGAGCGAGAGCGAGGCGACAGGGACCGCGACCGCGGCGAGCGGGACAGGGACAGGCACAGGGAGCGAGACAGAGAUGACAGAGACAGGAGAAAAAGAAGGGGAAGUCCUGACGGUAGAAGAAGUAUAAGGCUGAGCGAGCGCGUGUUAGCUGCGGUGCCUCCACUGAGCAAAGAGGAGCGGCGGCGAGCGUUCGCGGAAGCUGCGGCGGCUGCAGAGGACAGUCGCCGCACUCGACCGCCGCCCGCCUGGCCGCCCUACUGGCCGCAACACCCGCACCCGCCGCGGGACUCCUACGCACAGAUGUUCCCGGGUGGUCUGAUGGGCAUGGUGCCCGAAAUGACCGGGGAGUGGUUGCCUGAGUUCCCACCGCCGUUCUGUCCGCCGCCCUUCGGCGGCCCGCAGUCCUACUGCAUGCCGCAACACAAUUUGAUGGGUAUGAGCGGUUUUGGAAUGGGCCGCUUCAUGUUUGGACAGCAGAUGCCGGCGUAUCCCCAUCCGCCACCGCAACAACACGACUUGUCACAGGGCCUGGCUCCGAUGGCUACGGACGGGUCACAGUGUGUAGAGGCGGGAGCGGGUACGACAGGCGCGGGUGCACAGGCGGAGGCGGGUGAGGGGCCAGUAUUGCCGUCGCUAUGGCGCAGCGCGGUGGACGACCGCGGCCGGCGAUACUAUUACCACGUCAAGCUCCGACAACCGCAGUGGCUGCCGCCGCCGCCUCAACACCCGGAAGUGAGUUCAUCUGAAGAGGAGGAAGAGCAAAUUCCGUCAGUUGAAUCUCCGAUUAUGAGCAGACGCGCUAAAGGGAAGGUUGUUGAAGGUGUCAACGGAAUUUAUGAAGUAAUAAAAGAAGACUCGCAUAAUGGCUUAAUUCCUGACCAUGCGUUGAUCACAAUAAAGCCGCGGAAACGACGGCCGGGACUGGUGUCCGAGCGACCGAUCAGUCCACGCACAGAGGAAGAUAAGUUAGCCGGUCGACUGGAAGUAAAGCGGUACAAACAGACGAAAGAGAAACUGCGCCGUAGACGUGAACGACUCAUGCAGAAAGUACGGCUAUUGGCUACUGCUAAACGUGGAAAGGAACUUUCUCUUCCAGAACUUAAGAUGGUGGAUCUGGCGGAUUCGGACACCGACUCGGACCUAUUGUCGGACGAAGAGGACAAGCCAGCGGAGGAGCCAGUGGAGGAGGCGGUAGUGGUAGCGGAGGAGAGCCCGAGCCCGAGCCCGAGUCCGGCCGAGGCGGAGGAGAUGGCGCGCCGACGCAAGGAGCAGUUCCGCAGCAGCAUGGCGCGCGUCAUGGUGCAGCACCUCAACCCGUACCGGCGGUCAGACGCGCCACUCGGACGCAUCACCUGCACUGCCGACUUCAAACACCUCGCCAGGAAGCUCACGCAUUUCGUAAUGUUGAAAGAGCUCAAACAUUGUCAGUCAGUAGAAGAGUUGGUGGUUACCGACUCUGUUCGAACCAAAGCGAAGACUUUCGUCAAGAAGUACAUGGCGAAAUUCGGGCCUGUUUAUACGCCGCCUGAGGAAGCGGAUUAA